Messenger RNA from Carlito syrichta (Philippine tarsier), 2168 nucleotides. It is a transcript of the gene SUCLG1, whose product is annotated as succinate-CoA ligase alpha subunit. The transcript has 11 exons. Gene Ontology annotation, cellular component: mitochondrion; succinate-CoA ligase complex (ADP-forming). Gene Ontology annotation, biological process: tricarboxylic acid cycle. Gene Ontology annotation, molecular function: succinate-CoA ligase (ADP-forming) activity; succinate-CoA ligase (GDP-forming) activity. Bases 1 to 1953 code for a protein of 650 amino acids. Lineage: Eukaryota; Metazoa; Chordata; Mammalia; Primates; Tarsiidae. The record is from RefSeq and is a predicted model, not a curated record.
AUGAGGAACCUCGAUGUUUUGGGUAGAGAGACAGCGCACUUUCCACUUUUCGAGCCUGGGACCCUGAGAAGUUCCUGCCGAACCAGGAGCCAAGUCACAUCGGACAUCGCAUCUCAGUCCUUAGGGCCCCCGGGGGGACAGACACUCAGACACGCAGAGCUGGGCAAAGGCCGUACGGGAGUCUGUCCAACCCCGAGAUCCACAUUCCGAGAGAUCCAGCCAGGUACCCCGCAUCUGGCUUUUCCCGUCCGGUCCUUCCCUCCGCCGGCCACCAGCGUGGGAGUUCAAGGUCCCCAUCCCGAGCGGCGAUCCUUUCGGGUCCUCGCAGCCAGACAAGGAGCACGGAGGUGCAGGAGGUGGCCCGGGACGCGGGGGUUCUGGCACCGCUCUUGGUCCUCGCCUCCGCGCUCCAGCUCCCCGGAUUCCUCUUUCCCCCUCGCCCCCCGCUCUUUAAACGACAACCCGGCCGCGGCCAUCGAACUACAUUUCCCACAAUGCCGCGCGCCGGCCGGUCUCUCUCCAGGCCCCCUCCCCGGGGGCAUCCUGCGAGCUGCCGGUAGAAUUACUGACCAUCAAACCCGCAUAUUCGGGGGAAGAACGGAGUUGUCAUCGGCCUCCCCAACAAGAUACGUCUCGCGAUUUACGCGCGACUCCCACUCUUUGGCGAGGAAUCCAAAUGGAAGCUCAGCGGAGGGAAAUCCGUUCAGCUUCUGCUCUGGCCACCCCCUCCGCCGCGGUCCGUCCGGGCGCGGGGGCCUGCGAGUGUCAUUGGCGGAUGACCGCAGCCCCGGCCGCGACCAUGGUGGAGAGAGACGUGGGAAGCAGCCCCAUCGGGGUUUGAAGUCUGACUCGUCCCAUCACACGCGUGUGACAACGCCCCGGGCCCUUUUCUUCAUCUGUUUCUCAACUCACAUGAAGACCCUAGCGUGUUUCAAGGCAUCUGGGUUUUGCUGGUCUGAGGUUCUGAACGAUCCUGUCCUCAGUAUGUCAUGUUUUCUUUGCUUCUCAGUGCCUCAGAAUGGAAUUCGGCAUUGUUCGUAUACCGCUUCCCGGAAACAUCUAUAUGUUGGUAAAAACACGAAGGUUAUUUGCCAGGGUUUCACUGGUAAGCAGGGCACCUUUCAUAGCCAGCAGGCCUUGGAAUACGGCACUCAGCUCGUUGGAGGAACCACUCCAGGGAAAGGAGGCAAGAUGCACCUGGGCUUACCAGUCUUUAAUACUGUGAAGGAGGCCAAAGAACAGACAGGAGCAACAGCUUCUGUCAUUUAUGUUCCUCCGCCAUUUGCUGCUGCCGCUAUUGACGAAGCCGUUGAGGCAGAAAUGCCCUUGGUUGUGUGCAUUACCGAAGGCAUCCCACAGCAGGACAUGGUCCGGGUCAAGCACAGACUGCUGCGCCAGGGAAAGACAAGGCUCAUUGGGCCAAACUGCCCUGGAGUCAUCAAUCCAGGAGAAUGCAAAAUUGGCAUCAUGCCUGGUCAUAUUCAUAAAAAAGGAAGAAUUGGCAUUGUGUCCAGAUCUGGCACCCUGACUUAUGAAGCAGUUCACCAAACAACACAAGUUGGAUUGGGGCAGUCUUUGUGCGUUGGCAUUGGAGGUGAUCCUUUUAAUGGAACAGAUUUUAUUGACUGCCUUGAAAUCUUUCUGAAGGAUUCAGCUACAGAAGGUAUCAUAUUGAUUGGUGAAAUUGGUGGUAAUGCAGAAGAAAACGCUGCAGAAUUUUUGAAGCAACAUAACUCAGGUCCAAAUGCCAAGCCUGUAGUGUCCUUCAUUGCUGGCUUAACCGCUCCUCCCGGCAGGAGAAUGGGCCAUGCAGGGGCGAUUAUUGCCGGAGGAAAAGGUGGAGCUAAAGAGAAGAUCUCCGCCCUCCAGAGUGCGGGAGUUGUGGUCAGCAUGUCUCCUGCACAGCUGGGAACCACCAUCUACAAGGAGUUUGAAAAGAGGAAAAUGCUAUGAAAGAAGAAGCAAAGUUUCUUGAAACUGUGGAUUGAAUCAUGGGAGACAUGGGGCCCAGCAGCUUCUGUGGCCCCCUGAUGGUCAGGCUGUGUGCCCGAUUUUGGCCUUCCUUGCCACAGAAAGCCCACGCGAAGUGAAGGAUGGAUGUCCUGAAUUGAGAUCUUUUCACCUGAUUGUAUAACAAAGACAACCAAUAAAUCUACCAUUUAAUUUGA